AUGCUGGAUGAGCGGUCUCCGUUGCUGAGAUAUGCAAAAUCCUCAAAGCCCCGGCCCCUUGGUAUUACAAAACUUAUUGCUGGCCUAGUUGGCGUCUUCCUCGCUGGCGCAGACAAAUCUAUUCUGUUAACAACCCAAAACAAAAUUGCGUCUUCGUUACAAUCUCCUUCCUCUGCGCCACUGUUGUUGGUGUCAUACAAUCUCGGUUUCUGCAUUGCACUACCUGUGCGUACUACAGUCGUUCAACGGUUUAAAUCCUACUGUAUCUUCCUUAUUCUUACAUCCAAUCCCAGCGGCGUUGUCGACUCAGUUUGGCCAUUUGCAUUUGGUCGGUUUUUGGCAGGUGUAGGGGGUUCUGGAAUGACGGAUCUUCUCUCUGUACUGAUUAAUGAGGUCUUCGACGUCACAGAAAUCGCCUCCGUGCGCAGCUACGUCAUCGCUGCCGAGAUCUUUGGCCAUGGAUGUGGAGGACCACUUGGGGGCAUUAUCACUGAUAAUGUUGGCUGGAGGUGGGCCUUACUUGGUCAAGCACCGAUUGGUAUCCUCUGCUUGAUCCUAGCAUAUUGGCAACUUCCAAAACUUCCAAAGAAGUAUGAUGUGGAGCCUCGAUUGUCUCUAUGGAGCUUCGAUUAUUUGGGACUUGGCGCUUUCAUCAUUUCAACCACUUCAUUUGUUCUAGGCACGACUAACGGAAGCCCUGCGUUAGAUGGUAAAAAGCCUGCUUUAUUUACCACUUCGGCCAUCUUUUUAGCAAUCCUGAUCUUCAUUGAAAAAAUGUCGUCUAGGCCCAUUUUUCCUGCUUCUAUCGUCCCGGCACCGGGUUUACGAAACGUCUUCCUGGGACAGGUCAUGUUCUUCGCAAAUAUCAGCAUAGUUCUGAACAACCUCCCGUCCUAUCUGUCCCAGGUACAAAACCUCACUAGCUCACAGAUUGCCCUCCGAAUCUGGCCAUCCUCCCUCGGCUUGAUUCUUGGUGCCAUAAUAGCGGGAAAGGUCCUCAGAAAAACCGUCAAAUAUCGAGAAGUAUCUCUCAUCGGGGUCGGGGCUAGUGUUUCAUCUCUGGUUGUUAUGAUCAUACGAUGGAUGAAUGGCAUCAAUGGAGCCGAGGUGCAUUAUGGCUUUCCCUGGGCAGUAGGAGCUGGAAUCCUGCUCUCAGCGCAAUUCCUUACGUUGACCAAAUGGUCGCCAGUGGACCAAAUGGCCAAUGCCACGGCAAUCUAUUGCCUGGCACAGCAGAUUGGUCAGAUAGUGGGUACUAGCGGCAGCACCGCAGCUUUCAAGCAGCUUUUCAGCCUCCGACUAGGUGUCAACUUGAGUGACACGCCGCUAGACAAGAGGACAGAGAUCAUCCAUAAAAUCCUUCAAAACUACGGUUCUAUUGCAGAUUUGCCUGACGCUCUGCAAAGAGCUGUCCAAUAUAGCUAUAUUGAGGCCUUCCGUCUAAUUCCAGCUCUCGCAACGAUUCUGGCCACUAUUAGUGGAAUCCUCAUUCUAUUCACAUAA
Molecule: messenger RNA, 1503 nt
Organism: Penicillium paradoxum
Lineage: Eukaryota; Fungi; Ascomycota; Eurotiomycetes; Eurotiales; Aspergillaceae
Product: MFS general substrate transporter
Exons: 9
Coding region: 1-1503 (500 amino acids)
Biological process (GO): basic amino acid transport; transmembrane transport
Cellular component (GO): fungal-type vacuole membrane
Molecular function (GO): basic amino acid transmembrane transporter activity
Source: RefSeq, a predicted model, not a curated record